UAACUUUCUUUACUUCAAUUUUGGUUAAAAAAUGAUUACAACCAAGUUCAUUUUUCAACUUCCAUUGGCUUUCCCUCUACUUUUUCUUUUACAACUAACCAAAAUUUGCUUUUGGUGAAAUUGGUUAAGAGGGAGUUUUUAUUUUUUGAGUUCAUACUAGAUCUAGGUUCACUGGCCUUGUGGGGUUUUUGUGUUUGAAGUUUUCAUAUGCAUAUUGCAAAUGAAUUCUUGAAAUUGGUUGUUAUUUGUACAUUUUGGCUUGUGGGGUUGUAAAGUUGGAAUCUUUUUGAGGUUUUUGUUGUGAUGGGGAUUUGUCUGAGCAAUGAAAUCAAGGCUGAAACUACAAUUUUUACUGGUACAGGGGUUGGUUCUAGAAAUGUCAGUGGAAAUGGUACUGAGACUAGUAAUUCGAAUAGCAAAGUGUCAUCAGGCUCUGUACCCCCAACUCCCCGGAGUGAGGGCGAGAUCUUGCAGUCGUCCAACUUGAGGAGUUUUACUUUCAAUGAACUCCGAGCAUCCACUAGAAACUUCCGUCCUGACAGUGUACUAGGAGAAGGAGGUUUCGGUUCGGUUUUCAAGGGGUGGGUUGAUGAACAAACACUUUUAGCAUCAAAGCCUGGCGCUGGCAUUGUGAUAGCUGUGAAGAAGUUAAACCAAGAAGGUUUGCAAGGGCACCGUGAAUGGCUGGCUGAGAUAAAUUAUCUUGGUCAACUACGUCAUCCGAAUCUUGUAAGAUUGCUUGGUUAUUGCUUAGAGGAUGAUCACAGGCUUCUAGUCUACGAGUUCAUGCCUAAGGGUAGCAUGGAGAAUCAUUUAUUCAGGAGAGGUUCAUACUUUGAACCUCUUUCUUGGAGUCUCCGUAUGAAAGUUGCCCUUGGUGCUGCAAGGGGCCUUGCAUUUCUUCACAAUGCUGAAACAAGUGUUAUAUACAGAGACUUCAAGACUGCUAAUAUCUUGCUUGAUUCAAAUUACAACGCCAAGCUUUCUGAUUUUGGUUUGGCCAGGGAUGGCCCAACCGGUGACAAAAGCCACGUCUCUACAAGGGUUAUGGGAACAUACGGAUAUGCUGCUCCAGAGUAUCUAUCCACAGGUCAUCUUACUGCCAAGAGUGAUGUAUACAGCUUCGGAGUUGUUCUCUUGGAAAUUCUAUCAGGUAAGAAAGCAAUAGACAAGAAUCGACCAACAGGGGAACACAAUCUUGUCGAGUGCUCAAGACCUUACUUGACAAGCAAACGUAGAGUUUUCCGUGUUCUAGAUUCUCGACUUGAAGGACAAUACUCACUCACUCGUGCCCUUAAGGUAGCCACCGUUGCACUUCAAUGCCUAGCCAUGGACCCCAAGUCAAGACCAACUAUGGAUGAGGUAGUAACAACUCUAGAGCAGCUACAAGAGUCCAAGGAUCGCGUGAAAAAUGAUAAAAACAAGGAUCAACAGUUGAAUCGACUUAGCAGUCAAUCAAGUGGCGAGCUCAACAAGUCAUUCAGAAGCAAUUCAGAAGAGACUCCGCGUGUUGCCAAUUAUCCCAGACCUUCAGUUUCCCUGCGCUCUAUCUAAAAAGACGGGAAUUCACAUUCUUGACGUGCCAGUUGUUAACAUCCAAUUUUAAGGAACUUCUGGCCUGCAAGUACUACUACAACAACACGAAUAACAUAUUCAGUGUAGUCCCACAAAAUGUGAUAUGUAAGUGUACCAAUAUAAUCAACAUGUAUAGCUUUUUUUUUUAUGUUUACUUUGUCUAAUAACUGUUGAAAUGAGGAUUGAUGAGAUGAUGUAUAAUGGAUUGCAAGUAAAAAUUUUGUUGCCUGUAAA
Molecule: messenger RNA, 1809 nt
Organism: Solanum stenotomum
Lineage: Eukaryota; Viridiplantae; Streptophyta; Magnoliopsida; Solanales; Solanaceae
Product: receptor-like cytoplasmic kinase 176
Exons: 6
Coding region: 304-1554 (416 amino acids)
Biological process (GO): protein phosphorylation
Molecular function (GO): protein kinase activity; ATP binding
Source: RefSeq, a predicted model, not a curated record